AUGAAGGACCUUCGCAAAAGGUCGUCGGUCUUCGCCGAUGCGCACUUCUCGUACACAGUAGGUUGUUGUUGCCAUUAGAGAGUCACAAAAUACAUUUCCUAAUUCCUCUUUGAUGCACUAACUAACAUGUUCUAUUAGGUAAUGCUCUUGGGAGACAGUUGUACCGGAAAGACGUGUCUCCUCAUCAGAUUCAAAGAUGGCACUUUCAUGAACAACAAUUUCAUAUCAACGGUCGGCAUCGAUUACAGGGUAAACAUAAGCUUUGGUCCACAAACAAACAUUUCAGAAUAAACUAGUAGAGGUGGACAAGUACAAAGUAAAGCUACAGGUAGGCUAACCAGACCGUUAACAAAGACCAAGAGUUAAGAUCUGGGACACAGCGGGUCAAGAACGAUUUCGAUCUAUUACCUCGUCCUACUACAGAGAUGCAGACGCCCUGCUCUUGGUGUACGAUAUCACAAACCGAGGCAGUUUUGAUAACAUUCGAGUAAGUUCAGAAAAAAACUUUAGUUUGAUUUCAGAACUGGCUCACACAAGUUAAAGAAUUUGCCAAAGAAACAGUACAAAUGACGUUAGUCGGAAACAAAGUAGAUCUCUCUUCUCAACGCAAAGUCAAAUACGACGAAGCUAAGCAACUUGCCAAGGCAAGUGUAAUAAAAUAUUUAUAUUCUUUAUAAUGUAGUCAAUGUCUACUUUUUUUAAUCAGGCAUUUUCGUUAUAGGCCUAUAACAUACCGUACGUCGAAACCAGUGCCAAAACCGGACAGAACGUGAAAGAAACGUUCGAUUCUCUUGCCAGGUAAGCCCUUAUCAUUUGACUUUGAAAAUACGAUACUUAUCAAUUGUAAACUUUCAGACGUCUAAUUAUCGCCUCCCAAGGCCCCGAAGCCGACUCUGCAAUUGUUAAUCUUGCCAGUGCCGAACCCACAUCCUGGUACACGCCAACCAGUUGUUGUAGUCAAUCAUAACUCUCAAUUAUAAGUUUGCCGAAAUGAAAAUUAGCAAUCGAUAAGUAAUCAAGUUAAUUAGAGCAUUUGAAAACGAAUAUGGUAUAAUGUGUUAUUAAAUGGCUUAUGUGAAGAUUAUGGCUUACCGGGAUAGUUAUAGGGUCGAUGCAUUUGUUAAUAUUAUAAUCAUAAAACAAAAAGAGUACAAACUCGGAGGAGAGUGCGCAGAAAGUCUAGACGAGAACGCACCUUCGUACGACCAGACAAACACAAUCCACAGAAUAACACGGCUGCGAAAGAAAGAGAAGGUCCCAAGAAGAGACCGCUGGCGCGUGACAGAGAAGCCGACGGAAUGAGACACGAGCCCAGACAUAGACAACACUCGGUCUCGAAGGGUGGGAGAAAAGGGGAGAGGAAGGGGUUAGCGUUUUUCUUUUCUCCAUACAGACCCUGAAAAUUUUCAUAGUAAGGACAUUUUAUCCAUCAACGCACGGACAUCGAGAGGUGUGCAUGUACAGUAUCGUACCAGGACUACAAUCUCGUGCUCGCCGUUUUGUCUUGUAAGAACAGUGGUUUGGUUGGACGAGUAUUGUAGUACGUGAACAAAAAAUUCGUUGAUAUUCUACAGUUGUAUAAUUAGCCUUGUGUUUAUGUCAGGAAUGUCUGUGUGAUUGACUGUUGUUUUCAGGUUUACACGAACGAGGGUACGCGUUUGAAAACGGAGGAACGGUGGGAUCGUUCGCGAUUCUUUUUCACUCUUUGUUGUCCAGAUGAUUGGAAAGUAGUGGAGCAGAGAAGUACGUCGUCAAUCCUCGUUCCUAACCCCUUUUUCAGAGGUUUUGGAUGCCCGCAGACGGCACCGCAAAUCGAAAGCGUAAAUCCACGCCGGUCGAACCGGCUCCGCUGAAAAAUUCAAACCCUUCCCAGGGUGCCUCGAAUUAUCCCGAGUUGGUCGCUCACAGCAGUCACGGCACUCAACCUUCUCAAAACUGUGGUGUCAAACCCCUGGUAGAAGAAAUCUUGAUUGACGACGUAAGUUUUACCAGUCGAAUUACAUAUACGUAGUGUUGUUUAGAAACCAAGUAAUCGAUAAAUAAAAAAUAUUUUCUUCUUCGAUAAAAUGUAAAAAAUAUGGCGACAUGUCGACGCUAACAACUCUCGCAUUUUUGUGUGCCGGUUUUUUAACUUUGUGUAUUUCAAAAAAAGCACAAAAGCAAAAGGAGACAUACCCUUAACUGCUCGUAUAGGUUUGACUGCUUGUUAUAGGUUUAUAUAGGUCGUUGGAUAAAAGGUCUGUUUCAGAGCCAAAAUUGCGAGUCCAAAGUAUCAGUUGGUGAGCGCGCCUCAUACGCCGCUGAGGCGGCAAACAAGGUAAUAACACAAUCGAGGAAACGCACGUUGGACAUCGCUGAUUCUCUACCACCGUCGGCUUCAAAUUCCGUCUCCACAAUCACUCUCGACUCGGAUACCACUCCCGAGAACACGUCCCAUCCGACGUCACGCCGCAGCUUGAACAACGGCUCCAGUGUUAUGAACGCCGGCACUCAGCCUUUGCAGAUAAGUCAAAAUGAGAUGCAGGAACUAGAAUUUAUCAAUCAAGCAGUCGCGGCCAACGUCCAAAGAAUGAUCGGAGUACAGAGCAACUUGGCCAACUCCCAACUCAACUUGGUGGUCCAGAACGCGUUGCAGCAGCAACAACAACAACAAGCUUCAUCGCAUGGUUUAGAACAUUCGAUUGUCCGAGGAAAUGCCCCCUUCUCUUCCCAACACAACUUCUACGGCGGGUCCAGGAACAAUCUCCUUCCGCACAACGUUGACACAAAGCCCAAGCUCAACAUCUCAACCCAGCAAUCAUCCACAAAUGCUGGCAAACAACUGUUGAAUCCAAAGCCGAACAACAAGGGGCGUCAAGGAAAUGACGGAGAAUAUCAGGUAAGGGUUACAAACUUCUAGUUUCUGUUUUUAGUUUUCUUUCUGACAAUUCUAAUACUAAUAACGUUUUAAAAUCAUUACUUUUCAGCUGAUCAAAAACGAAGUGCUAUGCUCACCUUACGGUAAUCAGUACGAAGUUCUCGAGUUUCUGGGAAAGGGUACCUUUGGCCAAGUUGUAAAAGCCUGGAAGAAAGGAACCAAUGAAAUCGUUGCUAUCAAAAUCUUAAAGAAACACCCGAGUUACGCCAGACAAGGACAAAUCGAAGUCAACAUCCUCACUCAGCUCUCGAACGAAAACGCCGAGGAGUUCAACUUUGUGAGGGCUUUCGAAUGUUUUGCUCACAAGAAUCACACGUGUUUGGUGUUCGAGAUGUUGGAGCAGAACUUGUACGACUUCCUGAAGCAGAACAAGUUCACCCCUCUACCAAUGUAUCAUAUUCGUCCUAUACUCCAACAAGUGCUGACAGCGCUACUGAAGUUGAAGCAACUCGAACUUAUUCAUGCUGAUUUGAAGCCGGAGAACAUAAUGUUAGUGGAUCCACAGAAUCAGCCGUUUAGAGUGAAGGUAAUUGACUUUGGGUCAGCUUCCCAUAGAAGUAAGGCCGUCACUAACACGUAUCUACAGUCAAGGUACUACAGGUAAGUAAAGCAUGUUUAUUUACGUUGUUUGCUACGCAGUAACACAAUAUUCUAAUAUUAAUAAUCCUUUUUCAGAGCCCCUGAAAUCAUCCUGGGAUUGCCUUUCAAGGAAUCAAUCGACAUGUGGAGUCUUGGCUGUGUAAUCGCCGAACUCUUCUUGGGAUGGCCUCUGUAUCCGGGUGCUUCUGAAUACGAUCAGAUUCGGUUUAUCAUCCAAACUCAAGGUCUUCCUCCUCAACACAUGCUUGAGAAUGCUACGAAGACCAACAGAUUCUUCCGUCAGAUCAGAAACCCAACGCCAUAUUGGCGGUUAAAGGAAACGGCCGAAUUCGAAUCAGAGAACUCGAUCAAGUCCAAGGAAACCAGAAAGUACGUCUUCAACUGCUUGGACGACAUCACCGAACUCCAUGUCCACAACGACAUGGACAGCAUCGAUGCUAUGUGUGAGAAGGCUGACAGACAAGAGUUUGUAGACAUUCUCAAGCUGAUGUUGUCCAUGGAUCAAGAGAAGCGGUUGACGCCGUCUGGAGGGCUACAACACAAGUUUGUCAAGAUGACACACCUUUCUGACAUGGGAAGAACCAGAUAGUAAGUUAUAGUUUUAAAAAGGCGCCAUUUCUUUUACUAUUAUACCCUUAAAUAAGUAUUUUGAACUGUCUAAUGGCUAACUUAUUUUACUUUAGCUUGCAACUAUCGACUCAAAGGAUGGAAGUGUGUUACCGGACUGACCGCCAUUCUUACACAACUCAACGUAUUCGAAUGGAGAAUGCCACGCCUGCUAUCACUGCACCUUCAGCAUAUCUACCACCUUCCACUACCACCCCUAUGAUGGCUAACGCAGCCAACACUCAACAACUAGCCAGCCAAGUCGCUGCCCUCGCCGCCGCUGCUAAUAUUCCCGAGUUGAACGUAUUCCAAUCUUAUAUUAAUUCCCAGCAAUCUCAAGCGGCUCAACCUUACAUCUACCAACCGCUCACUGCUAUUUUACCUUACGGUAGGUCAAUAACAACUAAUUCAAAGUUUGUAUAUUUAGGAAGACAACCGCAAUUCGUCGGAUUCGCUGGCCCUCAAGCUGCCCCCGCUCUGAUGUCAUCUUACAUGCCCAUGUUUGUAGACCCAUUGACUGGAGCAGCACCUAGUGCAGCGCAACAACAACAGUUGGCCAACUUGGCAGCGUGGCCACAAGCCAACGGGCUGGCUACCCAACCAGCAGCUACAGCAUCCCUGUUCCCAUGGCAACCAGCCGCCGCUGUUUUCCCUCCGGAUUUUUUUCUGCAAGGCGCCGUACAAACACGUAACCCGGCCUUAUCAUUCAAUACCCAACUGUUCGCUCCGGCGCCGCAAAUCCCACAAUCCUCACAUCCCCAGGCCAAACCUGUAGCAAGCACCAUGAAAUGCCCCAUAAACGGCAACCAGGUCAUAGACCCAGUCCAAUGGGAAAUGGCCCUAAACGGCUUCAUUGGCGGCGCUCCAGCCUUCAUCGCUCGCCCAUCUCACGUUAACAAUGGCACGUUUUUUGAUCCAAUGGACGUCUCGUCGAUGCCGUCCAAUCAACCUCAAAAUUCGGCGCAUCAACCACCAGCACUUAACCUUAUCAACCCGGCUGUAGGCUCAAACCCGGUGGCUCAGUCCAAGGAGAUGAACAACCAUCGUCCUAGCAAUCCGUCUUCCUCACGGACGCUGAACAGUGUCCAACUCCCCUCCGUGAGCGGAGAUCCCGAGAUGGACAUGUCCAACUCUUUCUCUUAUAUUCAAAGAUUUGCUCCACAAUAA
This is a messenger RNA of Bursaphelenchus okinawaensis, 5290 nucleotides long. The record is from the annotation of a GenBank genome assembly. NCBI's taxonomy places the organism in Eukaryota, Metazoa, Nematoda, Chromadorea, Rhabditida, Aphelenchoididae.